Messenger RNA from Danio rerio (zebrafish), 1890 nucleotides. NCBI's taxonomy places the organism in Eukaryota, Metazoa, Chordata, Actinopteri, Cypriniformes, Danionidae. The record is from RefSeq and is a predicted model, not a curated record.
GAAACACAUUGUGACACAGAAUCUGGAAAUGCAGACAGACUCGCAACAAAUAUUCAUGGAUUCUGACAUUGGAUCAAAACAUACAUACAGUGAGUCGAACACUGAUUCACAGCUUCUGUCUGGGAACAUAAGUGAAAGUCUGAGUAAAACAGCGCUAAAAAUGAUAUGCUCCGAAUACCACAAAAGAGAAGCCAAUCCCUCUAACAUCCAUGAAGAACUACACCUGAUCCAACGAAUACUCAGGGUAUGUGACCCUAGCAACUGCAAACUACCAGGCUACAUUCAGAAUUUAAGCAUGGAAUAUUUCUCCCUUCAUUUGUACACAGAACGCGCCAUCUGCAUUCUUCAGCAUCAUUUGAGAAGUAAGUCUCCUGUGUCCCUCUACCUUGAUGGCACUGGAGGAGUUGUGUCCAAAAUACCCAACCAGCCAAAGCGCGUGUUGUACUAUGCGCUCGUUCUACCAGGGAAGGAUGGAGCUGCACCACCCUUGCCCAUUUGUGAAUUGGUCUCCAAUAAUCACUCGGUACCAGCAAUCACAUACUGGCUCAUGCUCUUUGAACUGCAUUUGUCAAAUUACACAGAACUCAACAUACACCACAUCGAGACUGCCUACAGCUGGGCUUUAAUGCUAAGUGUGCUUCAGGCCUUCAACAAAGAGAACAUCAGCUCUUAUCUUGACAGAGCAUAUAAGUUCUGCAUGGGACAAAUACCAUGGCAUGAAAUGAAGUCAUAUUCUGUCCUGCACAUUUGCUCAGCGCAAAUUUUAAAAGCUUUCAGACAAACAGUACUCAAGCAAACAGAUGACAAGGUACUGGGGGACUUUGUCACAUAUGCUUUUGCUGGACUCCAAGAUGCCACUAAUAUGACAGAAGCAAGAACUGUGUUCCAUGCUCUAUGUGUCCUGCUUACAAGCCCACAAAACACAAGCCUUGUCAAGGAAAGUCUGGCUCUUUUGGAAAGAGUGAUUUCAAAUGCCAAAGAUGAUCCACUUGAAAAAAACAUGGAGCAUAAAGACCGGGAAAUCUAUGAAGGUGAAGAAAGAAGAGAUGCAUUGACCAUCACGGGCAGAUCACCAUUCUUUGCCUAUUUCCUUCAAGUCAUGCAAGAGGUGAAGGAACAAGUAGCAAGUGAUGAAACAACAUUGGCAAAAGAGGACAACCCAUACUUCUGUCCAGGCAUCAUCACUAUCCUCUUUCACACCUACCUUGGCAUUUUUCCCCUUUGGAGUGGUGUACUGUUGACAGAGCUGAGAAGGAAUGAAUCUAAAGAACAGGAUGUGGUGUCAGACAAACUACCCAAAACAAGAGAUACCAACUGCCACGUUGGAAACUGGUUCGGAAUUGUCAAACAUUCCAUAUUGCACAAGGGAAAAAAGCUCAAGCCAGGAACCUUCAUAAGAAAAAUGCACCAAUCUCUGCAAGCCAGGUAUAAAGAACACAUCAUUCAGCACAAGCUUCCUCAAGAGAUACUCUUCCAACCACAACCUCCUACGACUCUUGAUCAGUCUCAAGAAACUUGGAUGAAGGAGGAGGAACAUGCUUCAUCCACCAAAUCCGAGUUUUAUUCAGUCCCACAAAAUAUAUCUGCUCCCAAAAAAAGACUGCUAAAGGUUGAGGCACAGACUGAUGAAAGCGGCCCUCCUGUUAAGAUCUUCAAACUAUGGAAGCAGUCAUCGACUCAGCUGAUUGUGGCCAUUGUGAGGUGUCCUAACCAGAAGUUGGAGUUCCUGUUACAUCAUCAGGAUUUUCAAUCAUUGUUCCCACAUGCGUGGAUAACAGGAGAGGUGCACCGAUCCCAAAAAAUAUUUUAUUGCAUAAUUGGAUAAUUACAUUUGCAUGUAACAAUGAUGUUAAGGGGGCAACGCAGUGGCACAGUACAUAGUGCUGUCGC